AUGGAUAAAUCUGAUUCAUGUAAAAAAGGAUACUUUUUAAGAAAUAAUAAUUGUUUCUCCUGUGACCAAGAAUGCCAAACUUGUCAACAUGAAUCACUUUGUCAAAUAUAUUCUUCUGAUUAUGUUUCAAUAGGAGAUUUUUCUUGUACAAAAUGCUUAGGACGUACAGAUUGCACCAUAUUAUUGGAAAUAGUUUUAUGCAAUAAAUUUGCAACUGGAACAUAUCUAUCAUCAAAUGGGUCUAGUAUUCCUUGUGUAUAGAAUUGUACAAGUUGUGAUUCAAAUGGUAUUUGUCAAUGCUGUGAUGAUCCUACUAAGUACUUUUAAACAUUUGAUGGUUAUAAUUGCUAACCUUGCAGUAUCUUAAAAUGUAUUUAUUGCUAUUAAUAUUUCGUUAAAAAUGGAAUUACUUAUCAAGUAAAAUUAGAGGUGAAUACUUUUGAACUUAAAAUAAAGGCAUUUUAUGUUAUAAAAUUAGUGAAAUAGACAGAGCGUUAAAUGACUUAUAUCAAAAAAUUCAAUUUAAUCCUUAUGAUGCAAAGGCCUAUUUUAAUAUAGGUAAAUAAUUUCUAAGAAAAUUUUAGGUAAAAUUUUACCUUAACAUGAAGCAUUUUAAUUAUCAAAAAUGA
Molecule: messenger RNA, 629 nt
Organism: Paramecium primaurelia
Lineage: Eukaryota; Ciliophora; Oligohymenophorea; Peniculida; Parameciidae
Source: the annotation of a GenBank genome assembly